Messenger RNA from Enterobius vermicularis (human pinworm), 468 nucleotides. The record is from the annotation of a GenBank genome assembly. NCBI's taxonomy places the organism in Eukaryota, Metazoa, Nematoda, Chromadorea, Rhabditida, Oxyuridae.
AUGGCUAGAGACUACGAAGUUAGGCGUAAACUUUGGGAUGCAAAAGUACCAGUUCAGUUUGUACUUGAUUCCUGUGAGGCACUGCAAUGUUCUAUAAUGCUUCCAAGGGUAAGCUAUUUUUCACUGGCGUUGCCUCGAGUUCUACAAUUUUUUGGAAAUGCCGUAGAGCAGAUAGACACGGAUUCUGUGUGGUUGCAGUACGGGCCAACUCCUGUCAAAUGGCAUUAUCCAGUUGGGGUGUUGUUCGAUUUGCUGAAGGAAGAUAAUAAACUGCCGUGGAUAAUAACCGUGCGAACAACAGAUUUUCCUGAACAGCUGAUUCGCUGGAGCAGGGAUUCUAUGGAAGGUUCGUUCAUCCAGUCUGUAAAAGAAGCUGACUAUUUGAAACAUAAAGCAGAGGUAGUAAAUUCUAUGAAGCCAGAGGAUUAUAGACGGCUGUGGAAUGGACUGGUUCACGGUAUCUUUUGA